This is a messenger RNA of Vombatus ursinus (common wombat), 3819 nucleotides long. RefSeq names its product signal-induced proliferation-associated 1 (gene SIPA1). Bases 20 to 3121 code for a protein of 1033 amino acids. NCBI's taxonomy places the organism in Eukaryota, Metazoa, Chordata, Mammalia, Diprotodontia, Vombatidae. Gene Ontology annotation, biological process: activation of GTPase activity; regulation of small GTPase mediated signal transduction; epithelial cell morphogenesis. Gene Ontology annotation, cellular component: plasma membrane; Golgi apparatus; cytoplasm. The transcript has 15 exons. The record is from RefSeq and is a predicted model, not a curated record. Gene Ontology annotation, molecular function: protein binding; GTPase activator activity.
CUAAGCUUGUGGGACGCACAUGUGGGCAGGUAGACCCGAGAGCCCCCGGCGGGGCUUGGCACCCGUUACGCAAUCUGAUGACCUCUUUGUCCGAAGGCUCCGACAGCCGGCCCGGCCGGCCCUGACCCCUCACACCUUUGAGCCCAGGGGGCCCGGUGGGGCUGGGGGGCCGCUGCUUCGGAGUGGUAGCGAUGCUGGUGAGGCCCGGCCCUUGCCCGCAGCAAGCCCCCGUGCCCGAGCCCAUAGCAAUGAGGAGGGAGGCCGUGGAGUCACACCCGCCCGCCUCUUCGCCGACCCCCUAGCUUUGCUGGGCCUGCCGCCGGAGGGGGAGCCGCCCCCCGAGUUCCCCCCUGUCCCAGAGCCCCGCUGGUUUGCACACUAUGAUGUCCAGAGCCUUCUCUUUGACUGGGGAACUGGGGCCAGGGACCCACCCCCCGAUACUCCUCCCACCCCUGGCCCCGCUCAAGCCUCUGGCUCGGACCUGCUUCUGGGGGCACCUGGCUUCCUGAGCGAGGUUGGGGGGGAAGGUGAGCUGGGUCUUGGGGGGCUGCUGCCCCCUGCACUGCCCCCCAAGCUGCCCAAUGCUGCCAUCUCCAUCCUGGAAGAGCCCCAGAAUCGUUCUGAGCCCCACAGCUUAGAGCAUACUGACUCAGGGGCUGGAUACUACCGCAAAUACUUCUAUGGCAAAGAACAUCAGAACUUCUUUGGGGUAGAUGAGACCCUGGGCCCUGUGGCUGUGAGCAUCCGUCGGGAGGAGAAGGAGGGCAGUGGCUCAGCCAGCCCACAGCACAGCUAUCGCCUCAUUAUUAGGACCACUCAGCUGCAGACCCUGCGAGGCUCCAUCUCUGAAGAGGUCCUGCCACCCGGCCCGCCCCGAGGCCUGUCCCCAAAAAAACUCCUGGAGCAUGUGGCCCCCCGGCUGAGCCCCACCUGCCUGCGCCUGGCCUCCGCCUCCCCCAAGGUGCCUCGGACCCUCCUCACCCUGGAUGAGCAGGAGCUCAGUCCCCAGCGCAAGGUGGGCAUUCUCUACUGCCGGGCGGGCCAGGCAACAGAAGAAGAAAUGUACAACAAUGAAGAAGCCGGCCCGGCCUUCACCCAGUUCCUCAGCCUCUUGGGGGACGUCGUGAAGCUCAAAGGCUUUGAGCAUUACCGGGCCCAGCUGGACAUCAAGACGGACUCCACGGGGACACACUCUGUCUACACCACCUACCAAGACCACGAGAUCAUGUUCCAUGUCUCCACCAUGUUGCCUUACACCCCCAACAACCAGCAGCAGCUCCUUCGGAAAAGACAUAUUGGCAAUGACAUUGUGACGAUCAUCUUCCAGGAGCCCGGGGCCCUACCCUUCUGCCCCAGCACCAUCCGAUCUCACUUUCAGCAUGUCUUCCUGGUGGUCCGGGCCCACGCUCCCUGCACCCCCCACACCUCCUACAGCGUGGCCGUGAGCCGGACCCAGGACACCCCAGCCUUCGGCCCUGCCCUCCCCCCUGGCGGGGGGCCCUUCCCAGCCUCCCCGGCCUUCCGGGCCUUGCUGCUGGCCAAAGCUCUCAAUGGCGAGCAGGCCGCCAGCCGGGCCCGCAAGUUUCACGCGAUGGCCACGCGCACCCGGCGGGACUACCUUCUGGAGCUGGCCACCAAUGAGGUGACCACAACCUCUCUGGACUCAGCCUCCCGCUUCGGCCUGCCCUCCUUGGGGGCUCGCAGACGCGAGCGGCCCCGGGGCCCAGGCGGCGAGCUGCAGACGCAGGGGGCCCUGGUAUGGGGGGUGCGGGCCGCGCCGGGGGGUGAGGACGGGGCGGCUGAAGUCCCCUGCCUGCUGGGGAUCUCGGCUGAGACGCUGGUGCUGGUGACUCCCCGCGAUGGCCGUGUCAUCUUCAACUGCGCCUGCCGAGACAUACUGGCCUGGACUUUUUCUGACCAUCAGCUGGACCUGUACCACGGACGAGGGGAGGUGCUGACCUUGCGGGUGGGCGGUGCCGCUGGUGAGGCUGUGGGGGAGAUCGUGGCCAGGCUGCAGCUGGUGAGCCGAGGCUGUGAAAGCCGGGAGCUGGCCCUGCCCCGUGAUGGCCAGGGCCGGCUGGGCUUUGAGGCAGACGACGAGGGCUUCGUGAACCAGGUGGAGCGGUUCACUUUCGCCGAGACUGCUGGGCUGAGGCCUGGGGCUCGACUCUUGAGGAUAUGCGGCCGCCCCCUCCCGCGCCUGGGUCCUGGGGCUGCCGCUGCCCUCUUGCGCUCGGCGCCCAAGGUCUGCGUCACCUUCCUGCUUCCUGACGAGAGUGGCCGGCCCCGAAGGAGUUUUUCUGAGCUCUAUGAGAUGUCGCUGCAGGAGCCUAGCCGGCGGGGGCUCCCAGGGCCGGGCCCUGAGGGGUCCCCAGGGGCUGGUCUGUGCCCAGCCACAGUUCAGAUACUGCAUACGCUGAGCCUGCAGGACGGCUCCCCAGUGCCCAGCCCCCCUCCGGGUCUGCCUGAGGAGAGGACCGAGUUUCUGCACAGUCAGAGCGAUCCGUCUCCCCAAAGCUCCCCGUCUGAUGGGGCCCCGGUCUUGCCAGAUGCCACCCCAGACCUCCUCUUGGUGGCCACCCCUAAGCCCCCCCAACCUGGCCAGGCUGGGGGUGAGACUUCAGACCAGGCUGUCCCUGACGCUGCCCUGGGACAAGAGGCCAUGGAGAACCCGGCGCCGCUGCCGAGAGAGCUCAGUGACUCCUUCCUGCCCCGGACCCUCUCCCUGAGGAAUUCCAUAAGCAAGAUACUGUCUGAGGCUGGAAACGAGCCCCUCGAAGAGGAGUGGAAAUCCAUCUCAGAGAUCGCCUCUACCUGUAACAUCAUCCUGGAGGCACUGUCCCGGGAGGGCCAGCAGCUGCCAGAAGGUGGAGACCCCAGGGAAGUCACCAAAGCUGAGCCCGACUCAUCCUCUGGAAGCUUGUCUGAGAAGGUGUCCCACCUGGAGGCUAUGCUGAAGAAGCUUCAGGACGACCUGCAGAAGGAGAAGGCCGACAAGGCCGCCCUGCAGGAAGAGGUUCGCAAUCUUCGACAUAAUAACCGGCGCCUCCAGGCUGAGUCCCAGAGUGCUGCUGCCCGCCUGCUUAGGGCCUCCCAGCAGCUGGGAACCCCGGGCCCCUGAGCCCCACUCCCCCAACGGGCAGAAGUCACAGCACACCGAAGAAUCAGAGCUGCCCCGGGUCCUCUCCUGCCUCCACCUGCCUCCCCACCGCCGUGGAGGGCCGCUCCAGCCGGACAGUCCGUCCCCACCCCACGGAGGGCCGCUGCAGCCAUCCCCACUGCCAAGGAGGGCCGCCAGUCCUUCCCCACCACCAUGGAGGGGUGCUCCAGCUGGACAGUCCUUCCCCACCACCAUGGAGGGCCGCUCCAGCCAUCCCCACCGCCAAGGAGGGCCGCCAGUCCUUCCCCGCCCCACGGAGGGCCGCUCCAGCCAGACAGUCCUUCCCCGCCCCACGGAGGGCCGCUCCAGCCAGACAGUCCUUCCCCGCCCCACGGAGGGCCGCUCCAGCCAGACAGUCCGUCUGCACCCCAUGGAGGGCCGCUUCAGCCAUCCCCACCGCCAAGGAGGGCCGCCAGUCCUUCCCCACCCAACGGAGGGCCGCUCCAGCCGGACAGUUCGUCUCCAUCUGGCAUGAGAGGGGAGAGGAUGUACCCUCAUUUUUUGGAAUGGCGCAAUCCCUUGUGUACUUUGGGAUAAAAGGACCCCCCCCAAAUCUCCUGGCCCUUCUCAAGAACCUCCUAGGCCUGGCUUCUUCAACCCCUCUGUAAAUAUUUGGCAGAGGCGUCCUUGGCAUGAAAAAGUAAAGAACAUACAUGAGA